AGCCACUCUGUUGGUUUCUUUUAACGUCUCGGGUUCGAUUCCAAAUUUCAUAAUUUGAGAUAAAAUAUCUGUAAAAACGUUAUCUUCUUCCCAAAUUUCUGAUUUUUUGAGAUUCUCUCCAACUCAUCUUCUUCGAGUGACUUGUACAGAUUAGGUUUUUUUACUCGUUAUUGUUCUCUCCUUGAUUGUGGUCGAUGACCUCGCUACUCCUUCUCAGAACUCUUCCGCUACUCCGUAAUGGUUUUUUAAACCACCGUAACGUAGCUGGUGGAUUCCUCUCUCAGCGUCGGCGUUUAUGGUGUUCGCUUGCUGAGAAACCACAGUUUUUUGAGGAUGAUUCUGCGGCGGAGCAAUCCAGUGCGGCUAUGAAUACGGCGUCACCGGUUGUUGAUAACAGCUGGCGUUUUGAAGAUCCUGAUUAUCGGAAAUGGAAGAAUCUAGAAGCGGAGAUACUCCGAGAUAUUGAACCUAUUUCUCUUCUCGCUAAAGAAAUUCUUCAUUCGGAUAGGUAUUUUGAUGGAGAACGGUUAGAAUUUGAGGAUGAGAAGGUUAUAAUAGAAAAGCUUCUUGCUUAUCACCCCUACUCGAAAGAUAAAAUUGGCUGCGGUCUUGAUUUUAUAAUGGUUGAUCGGCAUCCUCAAUUCAGGCACUCGAGAUGCCUCUUUGUUGUCAGAACAGAUGGUGGAUGGAUAGAUUUCUCGUACCAGAAGUGUCUUCGAGCCUAUGUCCGAGAUAGGUACCCUUCGCACGCUGAGAGGUUUAUUCGUGAACAUUUUAAACGUGCUAGUAGCUAAAAUCUGUAAUACCGCCCCUCUCAUCAUCACACAGCAACUUCUCAUAUAAAUUUUGCUGAAAUCACACAAUCAGCUCUGAAGCAUUGUUGUACAAAAUUUAUAAUUGCUCAAAUCUAUUGGAAAGGCCUGAAUCAGUUAGGAAAAUAUCAGAAUAGUAGUAGUUGGUUGGUUCAGAACAUUUCUGGAUACUAAAAAUUUCAGUCUUUGGAGAAAGAAACAUUUGAAUAUUGUAAAAAC
This is a messenger RNA of Camelina sativa (false flax), 1031 nucleotides long. Its product is annotated as protein DCL homolog, chloroplastic. Gene Ontology annotation, biological process: chloroplast rRNA processing; chloroplast organization. The record is from RefSeq and is a predicted model, not a curated record. NCBI's taxonomy places the organism in Eukaryota, Viridiplantae, Streptophyta, Magnoliopsida, Brassicales, Brassicaceae. Gene Ontology annotation, cellular component: chloroplast.